Molecule: messenger RNA, 1875 nt
Organism: Effrenium voratum
Lineage: Eukaryota; Dinophyceae; Suessiales; Symbiodiniaceae
Source: the annotation of a GenBank genome assembly
AUGCUGGAUACUAUGAAGGAGAAGGGCACCAAGGAGAUGAAUGAGGAGCAGGUGCAGUAUGCCAAGUUCGAGCAAUUCUGCAAGAACACAUUGGCUGAGAAGGAGAAAUCCAUCACCACAGCCUCAGACAAGAUAGAGACGCUCGAGGCGGACAUCGAGCAGGCGGUGGCGGAGGCCGAGCGGUUGGGUAAGGAGGUGACGGCCCACAGCGCGGACAUCGAGAAGGCCACAGCGGAGAAGGACGAGGCCACGGCGCUGCGGGCGAAGGAGCGCGCCGACUUCGCCACGGCGCUGGCGGACUAUACCGAGUCCAUCGACGCGGUGGGACGGGCGCUGAAGGUGCUGAAGGAGGCGCGCGAGAAGAGCUCCUUUGUGCAGCUUUCUGCGGUGCGGCAGCUGAAGAUGGUGCCCAAGGACACGGCCGCCUCCAUCGAUGCCUUCCUGGAGACCGAGAAAGCUGCGCCGGAGCCGAAGACCUACGAGUUCCAAUCCGGAGGUGUCAUCGGCAUGAUGGAGUCUCUGCAGGACAAGUUCGUGGACGAGCGCGUGAGCCUGGAGAAGGGCGAGCAGGAGAAGAAGCACUCCUUCGCGAUGCUGGUCCAGAGCCUCGAGGCUCAGCUGGCCCAGUCCAAGAAGGACAUGGACUCCAAGAGCCAGUUCCAGGCUAAGCGCCGCCAGGACAAGGCCUCCAGCGAGGGCGAGCUGGCGGAGACCUCGCAGGAGAAGGCCUCGGACUCCAAGUACUCCAGCGAUCUCCAGGCGACCUGCAGACAAAAGGCGGCCGCCUUCGAUGAGCGCCAGAAGCUCCGCAAAGAGGAGAUCGAAGCCAUCGGCAAGGCUCAGGACAUCAUUGCCAGCAACGUGGCGGGCAAAGCCGAGCAGCACCUGCCGAGCCUGCUGCAGAGGGCCUCCUUGGCCUUCCUCCGCUCCGAGGGCGGCCUUUCGGCCUCGGCCGCCGGGGCGCCGGAGGUGGCGCGUUUCCUGCAGCAGCGGGCCUCCCAGCUGAACAGCCGCGUGCUUUCAGCGGCGGCGAUGCGUGCCGGGGCGGACCCCAUGGAGAAGGUGAAGGCCAUGAUCGGGCAGCUGAUCAUCAAGAUGCAGGAGCAGGCCAACGAGGAGGCCACCAAGCAGGGUUGGUGCGACGCGGAGCUGUCCACCAACAAGGCCACCCGGGAGGAGAAGGCCGACGCCAGUGAGGCGCUUCAGUCAGAGAUGGACGAGCUCUCUGCCGCAAUCACCAAGCUGGGUGAGGAGGUGGUGACGCUGAACAAGGAGGUCACGGAGCUGAACUCCGCCAUGUCCAGUGCCACGGAGCUGCGGCAGAAGGAGAAGCAGAAGAACGCGGCCACGGUGCGGGACGCCAAGGAGGCCCAGGCGGCGGUGGCGCAGGCCUUGAUGGUGCUCAAGGAAUUCUAUGCCAAGGCCGGCGAGGCCACCUCCUUCGUGCAGAGCUCGGGCGGCCAGCCCGAGACCUUCGACGCACCGUACAAGGGCAUGGGCGGAGAGAGCGGCGGCGUGGUGUCCAUGUUGGAGGUCAUCGAGAGCGACUUUGCGCGGCUGCAGGCGGAGACGGAGGCCUCGGAGGAGGCGGCGAAGACGGAGUUCGACGAGUUCAUGGAGGACUCAAAGGUGGACAAGGCCACCAAGACCAAGACCGCAGAGCACAAGGCCGGCAAGAAGCAGGCCAAGACCCAGGAGCUGACGACCCUGGAGGGCGAUCUCCAGGGCACUGCGAAGGAGCUGGAUGCGGCGAAGGCCUACUACGAGAAGCUGAAGCCGGACUGCGUGGACACGGGGGCGUCCUAUGCGCAGCGAAAGGUGCAGAGGGAGCAAGAGCUGAAAGACUUGGAGACGGCUCUGAAGAUGCUCUCGUAG